AUGCCCAGUGAACACGUCCAGUUUCACCAAGUGGCCUGUGACUGCACAAGUGCUGCACAGGGUAUGGCACUAACGCUGCAGCUGUGGCACACCAUUAUCACCAGCUCAAGGUGCCGCUUGGCACACACGGCCCGGCCGCCUGCCAGGCGGGGCCUCGGACAGGGCUCAGCAGGAGCGCAGCGGCCGCCACCAGGCCCAGCUCGGCCCGGACCAGCCCCAGGCCCCGGUCUGGCGGGAGUGGGCGGGCGAGCGCCGAAGCGAGCCCCCAGCCCCGCCAGGCCCGCCCCCAAGCGCCGCAGGCCCGGCGGCUCCUCCUCUGCGCAGGGCGGGGGAUCCGGAGACGGCUCGCCGCCGCCUCCUCCUCUUCCUUCGGCGGCUGCGGUGGGGAAGGCGGCGGCUGCGGGAGCUCCAGAGAGCGCGAUGGCGGCCAACAACGAGCGCACCUUCAUCGCCGUCAAACCCGACGGCGUCCAGCGUGGGCUGGUGGGAGAGAUCAUCAAGCGGUUCGAGCAGAAGGGCUUCCGCCUGGUGGCCAUGAAGCUGGUGCACGCCUCUGAAGACCUUCUGAAGCAACAUUACAUUGACCUGAAAGACAGACCGUUCUACCCUGGUUUGGUUAAGUACAUGAACUCUGGACCUGUUGUGGCCAUGGUAUGGGAAGGACUCAAUGUGGUUAAAACCGGGAGAGUGAUGCUCGGGGAAACAAACCCUGCAGACUCCAAGCCUGGUACCAUCCGUGGUGACUUCUGCAUUCAAGUAGGAAGAAACAUCAUUCACGGUAGUGACUCUGUGGAGAGCGCGCAGAAGGAGAUCAACCUGUGGUUCAAACCUGCAGAGCUCGUUGACUUCAAGUCUUGUGCACAUGACUGGAUCUACGAGUGAACUGAGUUGCCACAGUGACUUGUGCCUUCUAAACGCAUCAUCUCAUUCCAGCUACUACCUGGGAGCAACCACGGUUAUCUUAGUCGUUUUCAGCACUGUCAAAUAAAUUCAUAUGAAGUAA
This is a messenger RNA of Neopsephotus bourkii (Bourke's parrot), 1003 nucleotides long. Its product is annotated as nucleoside diphosphate kinase. Gene Ontology annotation, biological process: CTP biosynthetic process; regulation of apoptotic process; GTP biosynthetic process. The record is from RefSeq and is a predicted model, not a curated record. Gene Ontology annotation, molecular function: nucleoside diphosphate kinase activity. The transcript has 6 exons. The coding region runs from base 1 to 882 and encodes 293 amino acids. NCBI's taxonomy places the organism in Eukaryota, Metazoa, Chordata, Aves, Psittaciformes, Psittacidae.